AUGAGAAUAUGGGCUAUUAGUUGUUAUUCAGUGGAACGAGAAGAUUACAAAAUUGAAAUGAUUAUAUUUGUACCAGCUAACAUGUAUGAAAGAGAUCUGGAAACUCAAGCAGUCUUCAAGAAAGAUAAAUUUUAUUGUAUUGGAGGUAAAAUUGUGCCCAACAAUUAUGAAAAAGAUAAAAAAGUAAAGAUAGCAGUUUCAAUCUCAAUGCAUUUAACGAUCUUUGAUAAAAUUAGUGCUUCGAAUAAAUGUCCCUUAAAGGUAGCUUUAAUUGGGAUUCUCCAAGAAAUGCUACAAGAAGUUAAAAACAGUGAAAAUGCUAUUAUUCAAACAUUUAUAACUGAUUAUAUUUUUGGAGAAGAAUAUACAUGUUUUGAAAGCAAGAAAAGAUAUUCUGAUAAUAUGACAACUCAAAUUACUUCAACACCAAAAAAUUCUAUUCGCUCCAAACUUUUUGUUACUCAUCAAAAUGUUUUGGAGAAUACAAAUAAAAAAUUUGAAAAUGAAGAUUUACCUUCAGUAAAUUCAGAUAAUUUUCAUGAUAGCUUCGGAUCAACAUCAUUAACUGAUUCUCAACUAUUGAAAUAUGUCCAAGUAGAAAAUAUCAGUAUAGAACAAACAAAUCAAGAAUUUAAUGAAAAAAAUGAUUUGGCUGAUCAUGAUCAAGAAAAAUAUAAAGAAAUGACAAAUAAAAUUAUCAAAAAAAUAACUAAAAUAAUUAUGAAAAAG
Scutellospora calospora is the source of this 729-nucleotide messenger RNA. NCBI's taxonomy places the organism in Eukaryota, Fungi, Glomeromycota, Glomeromycetes, Diversisporales, Gigasporaceae. The record is from the annotation of a GenBank genome assembly.